AUGUCUGAACAAGACACUCAUCCAAACAAAUUCAAUAUACUGCGAAGUAUGUAUAAAUACUACAUCGAUUCAUAUAAUGCGUUGUAUCAGCUUAAAACUGAAAAUGAAGGAGAAUUAAACUCGAUUUACAAAAUGAUUAAAACCGAGUUAAUUGAUUCAAAGAAUUAUUCUCCUCAAAAUAUUAUCAAAGAUAUUUUAAGCAUCAUUCCGUUUAAUAACCGCUAUACAAAGUCAUAUCUGACUCUUGCCAAAUUCAUAACUGAUGAUUAUCAAGUAACAGAGGUCACUAAAGUUUCAGUUGUUUCUAACUUCAUAUUUUAUAAAGAAUAUGGAAUUAAAUUAGACAAAUCUGCUGAUUUCGAAAAAAAUAAACUGAUAAAUCUCAAUAUUCAUACAGAAAAUACAAUUUACAAAGCAAUUAUGUAUAAUGACAUAGAAAGAUUCAUCUUUUUCAUUGAAAGCGAUGGAUUUGAUCAAGAUCAAAAAUUUGAAUGCAGUUUAUAUCCAAAUUCUAAAGAAGGGUAUUCAUUACUUGAAUUAUGUUGUUACCAUGGAGCUGUUGAUUGCUUCAAGUUAUUAAUAACGAAAUUUGACCCAGAAAUAACUGAAAAAUGUUUAGAAUUAUCAUUUUUAGGCGGAAAUCAAGAGAUCAUGAAUAAAUGUUUGAAAUAUCAAAAACCAAAUAAAGAUUGCAUGAAUUAUGCCAUUAUUUCACACAACAUUGAUUUUGUUUCAUUCUUAGUGAAUGAAUUCGAUAUUGAAAUCAAUCUAUAUUAUUGUGGCAAUUAUAAUAAUCUUGAAACGUUUUUAGUUUAUUACGAUCAAUCUAAUGAUGUUAACAGAUGCUUUGUUUAUUCAGCAUCAUUUAAUAUUCUAUCUCUUUGCGAAUAUUUCCUUUCAUAUGGUGCAAAUAUCAAUGAAAAAGUUAAAAUGGAAAAACAGCUCUUCGUUAUGCAGCAGCUCAUAAUAGUAAAGAAAUCGUUGAACUUCUUCUUUCACAUGGUGCAAAUAUAA
Molecule: messenger RNA, 1014 nt
Organism: Trichomonas vaginalis G3
Lineage: Eukaryota; Parabasalia; Trichomonadida; Trichomonadidae
Product: protein of unknown function (DUF3447)
Exons: 1
Coding region: 1-1014 (337 amino acids)
Molecular function (GO): protein binding
Source: RefSeq, a predicted model, not a curated record